Messenger RNA from Macrosiphum euphorbiae (potato aphid), 282 nucleotides. Lineage: Eukaryota; Metazoa; Arthropoda; Insecta; Hemiptera; Aphididae. The record is from the annotation of a GenBank genome assembly.
AUGAGUAAAUUUCAUACACAAAUGCCACAACAGCCAGCUCUUCAUUGGAAUUACACUAAUUCUAAAGCACCUUCAGCAACAUUUCGUGCAUUUAGUAAUCAACAAUUUUAUCAACAAACAACUCCGCAUCAUUAUCCAUCAACAUCACAGGAGCCUAUUCGUAAUAUUUUUGAUAAUCCAAUCACUCCACAAGAAAAUAGUUUGCAUUCUUCGGAGUCCUCGGCAAGUUCCUAUUUUCAAACUUUUACAGAUCAAAAUACUGAUGUUUUAAAUAAUAACUAG